CAAAUAUUCGUACGCAAACGCGGGAAGUGGAAAAUGGCGGCGAACCUCAGCAAAGUGGCUGUAAUGGGUUCGUGUAUCAACGGUCACGUAGUGCAAAACGAUAGCGCUAUGUCGGAGCCAAUAACGGGGCAAGAAAAAGUUGCUAUUCUAGAUGCUGGGGCGCAAUAUGGAAAGGUAAGAUCUCCGUUACUUUGCUCAAGGAACGACCAAUAACUUUGCUUAUCUUGAAAUGCAUGGUUGUGUUGUCGUGUCAAUUUCAGUUACUUUUUAAAUAUCUUUCAGAUUCCUUUUCGGUCGGCACCGCUAAUCACGAUAACAUCGAUCGAUUGGUUUUGUUUGGACACAACACUAAGAAAGAAAAUCAUCCAGUUUUAUUUUUUUCAUGAUGUUGAGCCAAGUUAAUCUUCAAGCGAUAACAGACGAGUCACAGUCAUCCUUGUCUGCAAGAAAAAAAUAUUAAGCUUAUACUCCAAUAGUAUUACAUGUCUUACAUGUACGUCAGCUUUUUUAAGCAUAAUUCAUUCAUUUCGUCAAAGAAAACAGCUGGUUGUUCGCUAUGAGUGGUAUCUUAUUUUCUCAUUUAAAUAAUUCCUUGUGGCCGGCUGCUCCCAAGAUCGAAUCAGGUAAUGUUAGCUGGUAUCUGAUCCGAUCUUGAUCAUGUACCCUACUGACGCCAAGUUUAAUUUUUGGUAAAAAAAAAAAAAAAAAAACAUAUAUUUUACCUCAAACACAAAUCUUCCAACGUACUGCAGGAGAUAAGCUGCAAAACUAGAACUACAACAAAACAUUUUACUGUAUAGAUGUUUUUUGGUUCAAUUUCAUUCUUUCUUUUCUUUUUUCGAGCUAAUUUGCCACAUAACUAGAAAUACGUACCUCGUAAUUACCCUCACAAAACUCGGUUUGGUAACGGCACUCAAGUUAAGCCCUGUCGGUCGGGGUUAAGAACUGGAUGGGUGACCCAGCGCGAAUAUCGUCUUAAAGGUCCAUACGUUGUUGCCAUACCCAGAAACAAAUAUUUAAAAAAAUCAAAUUUAAACCAAACGUAAGCUAAACUUAAACUACACCUCACAUGUACCUUUUUUGUUAAAUCAUUUCUGCAAGAUUCACAUUAUAGGUAUGAAUUAAAAUUUCAGUUUAUUAAAAUUAAUGUUCUGUCAUUAGGUCAUAGAUCGUAGAGUGAGAGAACUGUGUGUGGAAACAGAAAUUCUUCCCCUGGACACACCUAUAUAUACCAUACAAGAGAAAGGUUUUAGGUAAGAAGAAAACUUUGCAGGAUGUUACGUGUACAGCUCUUAACUUUAAGGAGGCUGCUUGGCCGAGUGGUCGAUGCAUCAGACUCGCAAUCCAGUGGUCCCUGGUUCGAGUCCCACUGUGGUCACUUACUGAAUUUGUUCACAGCUGUCCUGAGUUGAAAUCCUUGGCCACGCUUGUAAAUAGCCGACUGGUUGGCUCCUUCCAGCUGGGAUUCUGAACCAUAUUAUGUUCAUUUCAAUUUGUUUGUUUUGUUAUCCUGAAAAGCGCCAUAAGGGGAGAGGAUACAUUUUUUAAAAAGUAUUUAUCAUUGUAACUAUAAUUAUUAUUAUUAUUUGUCUUAUAUUAGGCAGUAGUGUGCUUUGGCAAUUUAUUGUUCUCAUGGCAAUGAAUCAGGAUUCAAAAGUCCUUGUGGCCAAAGUCAAACUUCCACAAAAAUUCCAAAUGCCAUUGUUUAAGAUGUGGAAAAACAAGUAGUAUAAUGUAACAGUAGUGCCAUAGGUUUUAUUUUAUAGUCAAGCCAGGUGAAGCGUAAGCUCAUUCUCCAGGGUGUCUAUGCGCCCGCGGUACUCCCCACCUGACUGGUCACAUCAAGACACCCAAGGCUGGAGACUGAACCUUCCCUGUAGGUGAAGCGUAGCCCCUGAGAUUCUAUUUUAUGAAUUUAUUAUUUGAAAGUUGAAUGACUACUGCUCAGGUUGUUCAAACGUCAGUCACCGUCAACAACAGUCCUAUUCAGGACUACACUCACAGGAACGAUCAUGCUUCACCUACAUGUACUUAUGAAAUGACUCCUGGGUUCAAACCUUUCACAAAGUUGAAUCCAUCAGCAGUUGUAGAUUUCAGAUUCAGUGCAUCUCGGCAUUCCUGCGUGCAUAAUGGGCAGUGAAGUCACACCGGUGGUAGUUUGUCAGUUUUCUUGACUUUGAUAAAAAGUUUUUCAAAGCAAUUUUAUCCAUUCAAGGAUUCUUCAUUCUUACUCAAUACUGAGAAGUUGUAGCCAAAAAUUCACUGCUCAUUAUGUAUGCAGUAAUGCAGAUUUAAAUUUGAUACUGGUUUUAGCAAUGACCAAUGGAUUCAUUUGUCAUAUAAUUGAUUCAUUAUGGAAUCUAGUGGAGUACAUUUGACCUUGCUUGUCUGUAAUUGCAGGGUGCAAAGAAAGUCAGUUUACAGCUUGCUAUUCGGGCAAGCUGUAGCUAGCAUGUACUAGCCCGAAAGUCAUUUCAACUAGCCUCAAAAAAAUUUGAUGAGUAGGAUUGACUACAGUUCUUCUGGAAUUUGAAUUUCCCCCAAAAAAAUUCACCUGCCCAUCGUGUAAGUUAAGAACAGAAUUCACUAGCCCGACAGCAAAAUCCACUAGCUCCAGGCUAUCGGACACCACUUUCUUUGCACGCUGAAUUGUUACACUGUAGGACUUUAUCAGUAGACUCUAAAAUGAUAGAACCAUCAUAAAAGACUCUGACCUAGUGUUCUCUCUGGCUGUGCCUGUUUUCUCACCAUAGGGCUAUAAUAAUAUCUGGAGGACCCAACAGUGUUUAUGCCGAAGAUGCACCCAAGUAUGAUCCAGCUAUUUUUACCAUUGGACUGCCAGUCCUAGGCAUAUGCUAUGGAAUGCAAGUAUGGCUAGAUGGAUAUAAGUAAUUUGUUGAAAUGUAGAAGUAGUUAAAACCCAGGUUAAUCAAACUCUCUAUGGGAAAAAUUACUUUGAUUUACUUUGGCAUUUGAGUUAACAAGGUUCUACUAGUAUUCUACGGCAAAUAUCAGCACUUUCACAUGCUUUUUAGCAGUUAGGUAAUGGUAUACAUUGUACAUGUUGUUCAUAGGAUUUUUCUUUGAUAAAUGAGGCGGGAGAUGUGAUGAGGAAGAGACAAAAAAAAUUGGGUCGUGUAGAAAUAAUUUUUUUACCAGCAAACAAAGCUAUUAGCUUACCCUUAUGUUACUUCUGAUCUGUAGACUAUUGUCUAUAGGGGUAACAAAACAUGUAAAUAAAGUCAUCAUCAUCAUUGUUAUUGUGUUUUUGUCUUGUAACUUAAGAUGCUAAACAAAGAGUUUGGAGGAAGUGUGAUGAAAAAAGACAUCAGGGAGGAUGGAGUAUUCAAGAUAAAUGUGGAAACAUCCUCACUAAUUUUCAGGUACGGGAUGGUAUACAUAGUUGAGUACUUCGUAACUCAAUGUUAACGCAAUAAAGCAAUUCAAAGGCCUUUCUCAGCUCAUGUAUUUUGUUCAUUUAAAUCAGUGAGAGAUCUGGAGAGAUCUCAUUACCAUUAGAGACUUUGGAGUAGAUCUUCACAUAUACUAUACCUUCCAGUUUUAGUUUCAAAAAAAAAAAUGCACAGAAAACAGUAUACUGUUCAAUAGUCGUUACAUGUACAUGUAUAUUUGUUGAUGUUGAGGUUUUUGGGAAUAAUACAACUGUAUAACCAAUAGAGAAUUUUUUGAGAAGUGACCGAUUUUCAUUUCAUCUGCAUAAUUAUAUAGAACAAACAGUGUAUUUAUUAUUUCUUUCUUUACAAAUAGAGGUUUGCAGCCUGAGCAAGAAGUAUUAUUGACUCAUGGAGAUUCUAUUGAUCGAGUUGCUAGCAGCUUUAAAGUCAUUGCCAAGUCUGGUGAUAUUAUUGCUGGUAUGUAUGUUGUAGUUAAUUUUUUAUCUCUGGUAAUUAUUUGUUUUUGUUUUGUUUUUUGGUAUGGUAAUGAAUGCUAAUGAAGUUGAAACAAAAGAAAAAUAAAAAUUACCUGAGAUAAAAAAUGAACUGCAACAAGUAUAUUAUUACACAUUUUACAAUAACAUAUUAUAAUACAUGGUAGAUGGUCAAAUCAAUCUUUUGUGCUGACACAUGUUUGUUCUCUAAGUAUUAGUAGUAUUAUUGUUAUUAUUAUCAUCAUUAUCAUUAUUACAGUAUUAUUAUUAUUAUUCCAAGUUUGGCUUUGUGAUGCAGACACCAGAACAUUAUUUUGGCACUGUCAGGGAUUUGGUCUCAGGUUAACUAUAUUAACUGAAUUUUUUGAGUGCUUUUUAAGGACUAGUACAGUGGAACCUCGAUUUAUUAAUAAAGGGCCAAGGGACUGGCAAAAUUUGUUCGCUAUAACGAGGUUUCAUUUAAUCAAGGUUCUUUUUCAUAUAUUUUACUGUUACUGAGGAAAAGAAAAUCGUUUGAGGAAAAGAAAUUCAUCCCAUCCUAAAAGUUCAUCACCUACAUGUCCAUAUACAUUUACUGUCAUCAUCAUCCAGGGUUGUGACUAAAAUUUUAAGUUGCCGCGUAAAUACAACAAGGAAGUGGGGAAUCAAACAGUUAGGAAUUUCUUUUAGUUCUAUUUUUCCUCUAUUUUCCAAUAAAAGUAGCCGGGCACCACACUCAUAGUAUCCGGGGGAAAUCCCCAGCCCCUGGCUCUUAAUGACAGCCCUGAUCAUCACAGUAGACAAUCACAACUCCAUAGGCAAACCAAAGUGACACAAUAGGGCUGCACGGACCCAACUAUAAUUGUACAUUGUAUCUGUUUUUGUGGAAGUGUCAUUAGUUUAGAAGUUUGAUUUUCCUGGGACCAACAGAAACAUCCAUAACAAAGAGAUGUCUUUAAGGAGAAGUUCAACUCUAUACGUACAACAUGUGUUAACUCUUUGUAGGCAUUGAGGAUGAAUCACGCAAGUUGUACGGAGUACAGUUUCAUCCAGAAGUUGAUCUUACAGAGAAUGGCAUAACAAUGAUCAAAAAUUUUGUUUAUGGGGUGAGUAUACAUUAACGUCACCUUUUAUUUUGAAAUUUUUUUAUACCAUUGUGGGCUGAAGAUGGGUCCGUAGGAAAAGAAUGACUGUUGUAAAGUUGAUGUGAUAAACAAUUAUCAAAAUAAUUAAUAUGUGUUUUAUCUGUGAAUUUGCCAGUUCUGAUGUACAUGUAUCUUAGUUUUUACUCAUCCAAGUACCACUGGCUGAGGAAGAGCAUCGUCUAUGUCACUCUUAAAAGAUAUCAGCUACUUUUUUUCUUUUAAGUUGAAGUACACGUAAUGUACAGUUUAUGAAGAAUUAUCUCAGACCUUGUUGUUAAAGGCAGCUACCAGCUACUUUUUUUAAAGCUUUGCUCAUGUCAAUACUUGACAUGCAGACCUUGGUAUCAUUUCACCAGUUUAAAUUAAUAGUCACACUUCACUGUGGCUUUGCCUGAGGCAAAUAGCUGCACAAAACUGAAUCAUUUCAACGUAAAGAGAAGUAUUACUUGAUAAAAGACACUAAUUCCAUGUUUAUAGAACGGCAUUGACUAUCAGUAUUACAGAAUAGCCAAUCUGGUGCUUGUGUUGAUAAAAGUAAUAAUAAUAAUGCCCUUUUACAUCAAGAGUGCUUAACACUUUAAGUGCCAGUAGUGACAAAGAUCAAUUUUCUCCUAACAAUAUCCAUACAUUGUCAACAGAUAAGUUAUGAGAAUUAAUAAAAUGAUCACCCAAGCAAACAUGCUUUGAUCUUUUAUCAAAUUCUCUCAACUCAUUCUUUAAGGAAAUGUAUGGAGAUCAGUUUGGAGAGUUUGUAUGUGGAUACUGGGGCUUAAAGGGUUAAAACCUGGCAUGCCAGACUUGCUUUUAUACAAGUACAAUGAGAAAAGUUGCUUUUUCUUUUUUUUUCUUUUUAUUUUUUUAUCAGGUUGUGGGUUGUUGUGGGACAUAUACGGUAGAUUCCAGAAUGGACACGUGUAUCAGACAAAUUAGAAAGACUGUUGGCAAUAUGAAAGUUUUAGUAAGUACUUUUUGUCACAAACUUUGCUUAAUUGUGUACAAAAUAGAAGAACACACUCCUAACAGACUAGUGAAGUUUGUAUGGGACAAUGUUGACUGAACAGAUCUUAGCCUUGUGUCCUGCAUCCUUGCAUAUUUUGUAGAAGAAAUACAUGUACCAUCAUCAGCAACUUGCCAGAGGAGAGAGGGCCUGGGAUCUACUGAAAAUCAGGCUAAUGUGCAUCUUGGGUUAUUACACUUCUCAAACUCAUUAAUAAUUUAUAAAAAAUACAAAGGAAAUUAAUGUUUAAUGAGUGUUUGGAAAUCACAUGAAAAACUGCUGAUUUUUGCAUCCUUAAUUUCCCCUUCUUAAAUCGUUUUGUUUGAGAAGUAAUAUCAAGCAUUUGACACAGUGUUUCAUCAACAGAUGAAACACUUCAUCAGUGUUUCAUCUGGCAGUGAAACACUGCAUCUCAUGCUUGAUAUAUUACAACAAGAAUGUGCUCUAAGAACUGCACAUGCAGGAAACCCAAUGCUCUAAACCUGAGAAAUCAAGAGAGCUGCUAGCCUUUGCCAUAGAUGAAAUUUAGUCUGUCUUUCAGCCAGCCAAAUCCUUCUUCUGGGCCCCCUGCUGUGUAUGAGAAUUUGGGUACCGUAAAUUAUCGAUUAAGUGCCGUGGCGCUUAUUUCAACUAUGGGUAAAACACUGAGGGGAAUAUAGAGAGAAUUAAGUGAGGCGCGAACUUGGUAUGCACAAUAUAGUACAAAAUAUGUAAACCUUAAACUGUUUCAAGAGUUACCCUACAUUAAAAUGUUUGAACUCACGAGUUGGUCGAGGUCUUAUUUCUCAAGCGAUGUCAAGCACCGUAUCGAAGGUGGGACGUUAAUUUGUAAAUAUUCAAAUUAGUGCCGCGGCACUUAUUCAAGAGUGGCGCUUAUUAAAUUAAUCUCAUGAAAGGUGCGGCACGUAUUCGAUCAUUUACAGUAUGCACCGUGAUCUUAUUGAGGGUGCUGAGCUAUUGUUUGAGAUUUUUGUAAUUCUUAAGCUUUCCUACAUGUACAGUGUAGUCUCCCAAAGGGAAAAGAAAGCCACCUGGAGUGUCUAGAGCUGCUUCAGAAAAGUCCUGUACAUGUACAUGUAUCAAUCAUUAUUAAUUCUGAAGGGUAUUGCAGGAUCUACCGUAUAAUAUUAUUGUGCUGAUAUAGGAAAGCUGUAUUGUUCAAAUUUAUCCAGGACUGAAAACUUGAUAAUCGUGGCUGGUUUUAUUUCAGGCGCUAUUAAGUGGAGGAGUGGAUUCAACAGUCCUUGCCGCUCUUCUUCAUAAGGUACUUUCGUGAAAUAAUAGGUUGCAUUUCUGUUUCAUUAAUGUCACCCAACCGCCGAUAGCUACAACACUUUACAUUGUAUAUGUAUAUUUGAAACAUUCUGGUUUUGAACAAAAAGAAAAAGUUACUUAAUGUACUUAAUGUACAAAUCUUAACUGCUAAGUCAUGGUUUUAAUUAAUGGGAGCCCAUGAGCUUUCUAGGUUUACAUUGUACUUAGAAGUUUAAGGGCACUUACCAAAAGUCAGAACUGGGCGUCCAGACUGUUCAUCUUUAAAAGAACAAAGAAGUAUGCUCUUUUCGAGAGUUUUCACCAGAAAACCAACAAUGCUGUGCACAGAAAUUUAGAUGAGAGUAAUCUGGCUGGACGGAUCUGAUUAACGGUGGAAUUUUCUUUAGCGAUAGACUAGUUGGCGGGGCAAUUCUGACUAAAUGAAAGCAGCCUUAGACUGAAGCAUUUUGAACUCACUUGUAAAUCUCUAUGUCUUCUUUUAUUUUGUUGUUUCCAGGCCCUAGCGCGUGACCAAGUUGUUGCAGUGCAUGUAGAUAAUGGUUUCAUGAGAAAAAAUGAAAGUCGCCAAGUAGAGGAAUCACUGAAACGACUUGGAGUUAAAUUAAAGGGUAACAGCAAUUAAUACACUCUAUCUUUUUUGCGUAUUUCAAGAGUCCUUAUAAAAUCCUUAAACCUCGCGAUGAACAACAGUGUCUAUCGAGAAACGAGUCAUAAACAAACUUUAUCAAAAUCCCAAGAGUUAAUCCUCUAAUAAGAAUUUGACCAACAAUGUCAUGUAUUGAAUUUCAUUUUGUAAAAUACUGUAAGACGAAUAGUGCCAUGUGAAAGUAAGACUGUAGACGUUUUUCGUUGAUCUUCAAUAUGUUAUCUUGUUUUGUUUUACAUUUGCAUGAAUCGGUCAAGAACUUAUCUCGCAUCCGCUAGUUCGAGAACCUCGGUCGUUCUCUUUUCUUUGGGCAGUUCUACAUGUAAAUGUUAUGCUACAUUGUAUAGUCUUACAACAGCUCCAUACGUCACGAACAACAUUUUACCUUUGCUCGUCAAUAACACAAAGUUAUCGUAAAGUCAUAAAAUAUGUGGUAAACAUGAGUUCUUGUUUUAUGAUAAUCACAUUGUCUCUGUGUUACUCUUCUCCAGUUGUAAAUGCUGCCCUUCGGUUUUACAACAGUUCCACAGUGAUAUCUGGUAGAAAAGAUCAACCGGCCGUCAAAAAGCAAAUCACGAAAACUUUAAACGUUACAACCAAUCCUGAAGAAAAAAGAAAGAUCAUAGGAGAUACUUUUAUUAAGGUACGAACUUGUUGUUUUCUGCCCAAUGUUUGAGUUUAAGUACGAAUGUAAAGGUGCGCUCGCUCUGCGGGCGCUCAUAUGUGGACAAAAAAUACCCCCGAAAUUGCGCCCCCUUUGAAGUGGAGUUCGAUCUGGAACAAGCCAUCUUGAAUGCUUGAACCUUCAACAUCCCACGUUUUAAAAACAGGGAGAUUGGUUUCUGCUGUUUUUCUUUAUUUCUUGCCUAGUAAGAAGUUGUAAAUACUAUUUUCUUGGUAUGGCGGUGAAGGUAUUUUGGUCAGUUACCGGUUGUAGACCCGGCGGAAGUGCAACCAGGGGCGCUUUCCAUUUAGGCAAAACUUCCGGUUGGAAAUUCCGGAAACAUUCCGGGUUAGAAGGAAAGGCUUUCCAACCAUAGAGCCUCGUUUGCAAUCUCAUUGCUCGUGUGAAUCAAAAAUCUAAAAGCGAAAGUAAUUUUCAAUGACUGUGGCAAUAGCAGCAGUUUGUUGCUGUUUUGUUAGAAGAAAUUACAACAGAUUUCAAAGGACUAUUUUCGGCGGAUUCCAUUUUGAACGAUAAGAUAAGAGUGAAAAGAAAAACUGCAACUGCCCGUGAACAACGCUCACCGGCAAACAUUGGAAAUGGCGGGAAAAAUUCAGGGCGCCAGCCGCCGGCCGACACAGAAUUGCGCAAAUGGAAGUGGAAUACCUCGGAAGGUCGUUCGGUUGUUCCGAAGAAUUCCCGGUCGAACUGCACGUUCAAUUUGCAUUUAAACCGGUCGAUCCGGUAAUUUUGCCUAAAUACAAAGCGCUUCAGACUGGUAUUACCACGUUAUGCCGUGGAAGAAGUGAAACUUAACAAUUAUAGAUUUGAAUUUGCUGUACGGGUGCGUGUGUUCUUUCAGGUUAUGUUACACAAAUCAAAGAGACAAUUUUUAACUGUACAAUCUUUUGACUGCAGAUCGCUGAUGAAGUUAUCAGUGAGCUUAAUCUCACAGAACACAACACUUUCCUGGCACAAGGUAUUUCCUUAAUCAUUAUUUCAUUUCCAGUACUAGGUGUUAGUACAAUGUAUCUUCAACCAUCUUGACCAUACAGGACAUCUGCGAACUCCCUUCAUACAACUUCAUUAUUUUCUCCACUAGUAAGGGAGGACAGGCGGGGAUGGUAACCCGGGAGAAAGGGGGGAGGGGUAAGGAGGCGAGAGAAAAAAGGGUAGUCUAAAUAAUAGAAAGAUUAAAGGGAAGAAGCCAAGGAAACAAGAGGUGGGAGCCGGUUAUGCAAUGUACGGGAGGCUGGGGGAGGGGUUGGACCUCCUGUCCCCACGCCCCGCUCUUACAAAACGAUGCCAAAACGAGUGUUUAGCCUCAUGAAUUCUUUAACCUGCAAGAUGGAAACUCUUGGAAGAGGGGAGGGAAUCCUACAGGCUAUUUAUGCUUUUGUUGUUGUGUUUUAUGCCGUUAUAGGUACCCUUCGACCAGAUCUCAUUGAAAGUGCGUCAUCACUAGCAAGUAGCAAAGCCGACGCUAUCAAAACUCACCAUAACGACACGGAAUUAGUUAGAAAUUUACGAGCAAAGGUGAGCGCACAAAAAUCUUCGAGAUAUUCCUUCGCAAAGUCGCGAGAUUAUUACAGACCCCAGACGUUUGCAAGAGACUAAUCGGCUCGUGACUUUUUGUUCAUGUACAUGUAUGGUAGGUACGUUGCAGUCUCCCAGGCAGCCGUUUUUUGGAUGUCACGCAUCACUCCCCCUUUUUUGGGAGGAGCGUUGCGUGACAUCCAAAAACCGCUGCGAGGGAGACUAUAUGGUAGGGGAGCUCUCCACGAUACAAACGUCUGAAAAAUAUAACGCACUUUAUUUGAGUGUCAACGUGUUUAGUACGAAAGUUCUAGAGGCGCCCACUAUUUUUGGGACCGCAAUUUUACUUGAUUAUCAGAGCCAGGCGAAUGUCUGCCAUUUGCAUGACCAAGGCAGUACUUCUUAGUUUGUUAGACCCUGAAGGGGAAUCGGGAAUCGAACUUCCGACCACGCGCUCUGUAGUGAAGUGCUCUACCGACUGAGUAUAGGGAACUUAAGCACCAGACGUUCUUGGUACCACGGACGCCAACCGGAAGUAUUUUUGCAGCAUGACAGUCAUUGCGCAUGUCAAGACGUUCUUGAGCUGCGGUUACGGACUUCAAAACGCGAGUUCUCAGGUUGAAACCAGAGGUUCCAAUUCUGUGUUCUUCGAAGAGUGAAAUUCUCCGUCUGAAAUUAUGUUUUCUUCGUAAGAAAGAAACAAAACUUAACGCAAAUCUUUGAAAGGCAUUUUCAACUGAAUUAUUCUGUCGGCGUUCGUGAUGGUUUCACGUUGUUUUGCUUAAUGAUUUGCAUUUGGCAUGCAAACCGCGUCCCCGAUCCAGUUCUGCGCGGGCAGCUAUGCCGUUCGUGAAUCAAGAACGUCCGGUGCUUAAAUUCCCUUAUAUCCUGCAUCGGCGACUUUGUCGAGGUUUUCAUCAAUCGCUUAUUUGAUAACCUUGAAUGUGGGAGAAAAAAUUACGGUGUUUUAUUAUGUGCAAAUUCUGGAAAAGUAUUGAAUUUUGCGUGCAAAAAUCUGUACGAACGUUUUGAAUAAAAGCCCCUAGUAAAUGAACAUUGCACUGCAAUAAACUGCAAGUUCAAGCAACGCGGGGUAAACGAGCCAACUUUGAGAUAAACGCCUAGGACCUUUAAUAUUUAGAAGAUAUAGUACCCGACCGAACUUGAAAUACUUGUUUUUAUUUCUUUCCAGGGACGAGUUAUCGAACCAUUAGCAGAUUUCCAUAAAGAUGAAGUCAGAGCUCUGGGGAAAGAUCUAGGUCUACCAAUAGAGAUGAUUCAAAGACAUCCAUUUCCUGGUAAGUUAUUGUCUUUGUUUGCUUUGCUUUGUUUUUUGCUGUCGCUAUUGUAGCUUUUUCAAUUUCUUAGGGUUUUAUCCGUUUUUCUUUGACCUUUUAUUUUUUAUUUCCAUGACUAAUAACACAAAUGUCCGAAAUUUAAAUGUAUUUCUGAUCCCUGAAAUAGAUGACUUGUGCACUGUAUAGAAUUUACCUUGAAAGACGUAGCGAUAUUAAAUCUGGUCCUUUAAAAGAAAACAUUGCGUCAAAAGCAAUGCUUGCAUCUCACAAUGUAGAAGGAAUAAAAUAGAUAUCCUUUUAAAAUCCACAGACUUCAACAAAUCUCUGGGCGCCAUCUUGAAAGUUCUUUUUUUAUCUCCUUCAGGUCCCGGGUUGGCCAUUCGCAUCCUUUGCGGUGAUGAACCUUACCAAGGCAACGAUUAUGCUGAAACAAAUAUUGUUUUGGGGCAGAUUGUAGACUUUGUUACUGCCGUUAAAAAGGUAUGUGAAUGACGCUUUGUACCGGUAGAAUAAACAGACGCUUGACGCUCGGUUCAUUCAAUUGAAUGCGAGAGGCUUAUUCGGCCUAUAUAUUAAAGUUACUCUGUUAGUAAAUGUUAUAUGCAUUUAUAUGUAAUUUAAAAAGUGAAGAAGUUAUUCCCUGACUGCACAAACAGCUGUUACGCACUCAUGAAUUGAAUUCAUUGACACAUCUUAUAAUGGUAACAAAAAUAUUCAUUAAAAAACAAUAGACAAAUCAUGAACAAAAGUGCCGUGUUAAUAACUUCAACCUAAACUUCUAUUUUCUAAACUGCUACGCAGCUUAAGGGAAAUUCUUUCGUCAUUUGUUUAUCAUACAUCUUAUAAUGGACAAUUUUAGCGCGCUCUGGUUCGAUCUGUGCGAGACCAACAAGAAAGCAUAGAGACGAAAAGCGGUUUUUUCGAAUUUCCAUACUUGCGUCGUUAAUUUCCGUUUUUGUUGGUAUAUUUUUUAAGUCGGUUGCAUAGAAACACGGGUGAUACUUUUUUGGAUGCUUUAUGCUUUGAUUGUAAUUGGCCGCUCCAGAAAAUACCAUAACAUACCACAAUACUCUUUGUUGGACACUCCAAAAUUUUGCAAUGACAAUGACAAUGCUUAUGCAAAAUUUUGGAGUGACCAACAAAGAGUAUUAUGGUAUGCUAUGGUAUUUUCUGGAGUGGGAAGGGAACUGGAGCCGAAAAUGCGUCCCGCAAUUGUUUCUGGGAUCGUUCCUGGGGACGUGCCGGUCAGCUAUUGGUCUCCAGAAACAUUCCCAGAAGUCUUUGCAAAGGUUAACUCGACCCAGUCUCUUUCUCGUUUCUAAAGUGGUGAACUCCUAUCUUUUGUGCUUAGCCUCAUUCACUGUUCAGUCGAGUUAAACUUAGUACUUCAGAGGACGACAGAGAAAAUCUAUUGGAGAUCACAUCAAAGUACAGAAUCGGCGCCACUCUCCUGCCAAUCAAAUCUGUGGGGGUCCAAGGAGAUGGCAGGACUUACAGCUAUGUUGUAGCGUUAUCAAGCAAUGAUUCACCCGACUGGCUUUCGCUGCUGUUCCUUGCUAAACUGAUACCUAAAGUUUGCCAUAAUAUUAACAGGUAAAUUCUUUCUGUCUUCUAAUAUUAACAAUAACAGUGUAUUACAUUUAACCGAUCAAGGUAACGAGAAGUAAAGAGAUGAACCUUUUGCGCAUUCCGCCUCAAGGUGGAUUUUCGCUGUCGCGUAAUUUUUCCAUGCGUACGCGCGUAAAUAAAAUAGAGACAUGUAUGGAAGGCGACAGAGCUGCGUGAAGAUUGGAGCAAGUCAAAUUGAGGGAUUUUCCCUCGCGGCUCAUUUCGCGUGGCGGCUCCGCCGCUAAGAAAGUAGAGACCUUUAGAUUCGAGAACGAGAACGACUACGAGUACGAGAUUUGAUUUAAAGAUUCUUCGCGUCUUGUCAAAAAAAAAACACCGCGGAAUACUUCAUUGUACUGUUUUUCACCUGAAAAGUUAGCACUGUUAUCGGUUUUGAAGGAGGUUGAGCCCUCUCCCGAUUGCAAAAUACUAAAACUUCUAACAUUUGAUAACCUGUUCCCGCCACUACGACCCUCUUGCUAAAACUCGUAGUAGAAUGACGACGGCUACCACGUUUUCCCGGCAAAAUGACGCUGGCUCACGCGCGAACACCAUUUGCUAUUGACAAAAUCUCGUACUCGUAGUCGUUCUCGUCUUAGAAUCUAAAGGUCUCUAGUACCUCGGACACAAGUAAUCCCGCCAGCUACGCAGGCUAGGGUUUUGGGACUUGGCAAUGACCUAUUGUGUUGAACGCCCGUGCAAACAUUCUCUUACUGCGGCGGUGAUCGGAAGAAGGUAAAUCUAAUCAAUAAUAAAUUACAACUUAUUUGAGUUUUGUCACUUUUCUUUCAGAGUCUGUUAUACUUUCGGGAAAAGGAUCAAGUUCCAGAUUCAGGAAAUUACUCCCACAUUCUUGUCAACAGGCGUGAUUGGUACAGCGAGGCAAGCAGAUCACGUGGCCCACUCUGUACUUCGGAACCACGGUGUGUAAACUUUACAAACUCAAUUUGAAGAACUUAACAGCGGCGUGGCACCCAAAUGAAGCAUGUGGUAAAGCAUUUAAGCCACAUGGCACUUCAAUUGCUGCAUGAACUUAGAUCCCUGAGACUGUAGUCUGCGAAGUGAUGUGUUCAUGCCUGAUUCUAUUGCCUGCAACACCCAUAAUGUUGUUUAUACUCUUGUACACUACAUAGUUUUUACCCUCGUUAAAAUAGUCAGUGCGUUUCUGUGGUAUUCUGGGGAAGUGCUUCUCUGAGGUAACCAGGGGGUUGUUGGAUUUUGUGCCUUUUUCCCAGCCAAUCAGGAGAAAACCCCAAACAAAUCACGUGACUUGCUCACACGCGUUUUCCCGCCGGACUGUCACUCGCGGCACGCAUCAUCUUCAAGAUACAAUUGGUUCAUUUGAAUGUCUGCUCGUGUCAUGAUUGAUCAGAAACAUUGCUAAGGUUUUGCUUUUACGAUGCUCAUUUGAAAACAGCCCUAAUAAUUGAUCACUGCAUUAUUCUCGCAGGUUUAUUGGCUCAGAUCAGCCAGAUGCCCAUCGUGUUAAUACCCGUUCACUUUGACCGUGAUCCGAUAGACCACAUUCCAUCGUGUCAGCGGUCUGUGGUGAUAAGAACGUUUAUAACAAAUGAUUUCAUGACUGGGGUACCCGCCACACCAGGAAAACACAUCCCUAUAGAGGUAAGCGACUCUGAUAUCUAUGAGGGUUCAAGGUCUGGUAUUUUCAAUCCGGUGUUUUGUCUCGAAUAGUCUCUCUCGCAGCGGUUUUUUGGAUGUCACGCAACAUUCCUCAAAAGAAGAACGUUGCGUGACAUCCAAAACUCGGUGCGAGGUAGACUAAGUCUCGAACCACUGUAGCCUUAUCAAUUCUGGAAUGUUUCUUGGAAUUUCUUUUUAAAACGGCAACUUCUUUGGUUUUCACCAAAACGGGCGCCUCGAGUUAGUAACUACCGUUCUUGUCAUUUUCUUUAAAUCUCUCUACUCAUUUCUUAAGGGAGAUUACCAAUGGGCAUAACUUGCUGGUGAGAGCUGUCCAAUCGUAAGGAGAAUUCCACUUUUAAUCAGGACCAUCAGUUUAUUCCUAAAUGAUAUACACGGAUGUGAUGGAUUUUAGUAACAUUUCGAGAAAUAAUAUUUCAUUUUCAAGUUAAUGGUCAACCUGAGUUAUGGCUUGUGGAAAGUGCCUUUAGAUGACACUUUAUGUCACUUUACGCCCGUUUGUAAAAACGAUUUUUACUGUUAUUCAGAACUGUCCAGCCAUAUAGUUUCUGGGAGAGAAAUGGAGAGUUAAGAGCUAAGCCAGGAGUUUUCCAAUGUUCGAGUUAUCCUAACCGAAGGCUUUUUUGUUCUUCUCCUAAGGUUUUGAAGGAAAUGGUUGAAUCGUUACAAGACAUUCAAGGAAUCUCGCGUGUUCUGUAUGAUUUGACCGCCAAACCGCCAGGAACAACAGAAUGGGAAUAAUUUAAUUGCAUUGAAACGACAGCAACCAUAUGAAGUGUAGCAUGCCUCUCUUCAUUAAGCACCGUAUUUAUUUGGAGCUCUGAUUUUAGCCUCGCCAGGGUUUGUGAAGGAACGGCACAGCCGUCCGUGCUAAGUUUGGGCUCCGUCACAACUGCACGCCAACAUCCCUAAGAAAGUCCUCUUGAAUGAAAAAGCAAAUUGUGCCUUUUGAAACAGGUCCCCACUGUUCAAAAGAUGAAUAUAGCGUUAUCCACCAGAAAAAUCGCUUUAUAACAGCGCGCGUGCUUGAACAAAAUCGUUAUUUACGCACGCCCGUGUGUAAAAUUUUUUCAUGAUGACUAGUUAAGCUGUGUUUUCCGUCUCUUUUCCUACACUGUAACUACUAAGUACCCAAAAAUCGACGGCAAUGAUGAAAAACUUUCUAGAUUUUUUUGGAAUUUAGCUUCUAUCCGCUCAAACCAACAGCAAAAGCGGUAGAGAUGUUUCGCAAAUAUAAAUGGAGCCUGGAUCGUUAAAAAGUCCGCGGUAAAGACUGACAUUCAGCUGGAAAAAGACCACACAUUUGUCUGUGUCGGGAAAUAUCCAAUUUGUAUAGUAUCCUCCGUUUUAACGCUUAUUUAUCCUUUAAAAAACAAGCUAAUUAGAAAGUAAACUCAAUAGCGAAAAAUUAUGCACUUUUGUUAUCGCCGAACAAUCCGACUGAAGCAAAAAAAUUUCUCUUGCAAUAACAAGAUAAAUUACACAAGAAGACAUAAAUUUAUUACUCACAAAAAAAAAACUACUGCCAGGUCUUCUCAAGAAGCCGUAAUGACCAGCCAUUGUUCGUGAAUGAAUAUAAAGAAGAAUGACAGUCGUCUUCGCUAAAAAACAAGUUUUCUGGAUUUCGCCAAGCAAAAUAUCAACAGUCUCACUGACAUCUUCUCAUCGAAUCCAAACCAUACUGCUCUACUUCUUACGAACAUGUGAGUAUUUUAACUUUUGGUGGACUUUAAGACUCUUUUACCUUUGUUUCUGCUUCGUUUCCAUUGAUCGUUAACGAACAAAUAAGCAAAUUUUCUUUCUUAGUUUUACAGAAAGAAUUUUCUUUCAAACUACGAUUGUGCGACUGUUUGUAACUUAACCAGCCAAUAGAAGCGUUUGUUUUUCUGUGUCACACGUUACGAUAGAUAUCAUUAAUUGACUCCGUGCUUUCGACAAAAAUGGUAGCGAGAGACCCCUGUGUGUCUCGAAACACUUUCGAAAAAAGAAGUAGGAGUUUCUAACGCGUAAUGGUGUGAUUUAGUAAGCUUUAACCACUUCUCACUGUUUUAAAGCCAGUAGACAUGGAUGAAUUUUAAGAGUUAAGGUAAAGAAUUGCUAUUACUAGAGAUACUCAAUGAAUUGUGUACUAAAAUCGGUCUGUUAAGUAACAAAAAAAAAUACUGUUGCUCUUUUAUCCUUGGGCAACUUCCCGACUUUCAGCCUUCCUAGUAAAUUUCCAGUAGCUCGCAGCAGCUUC
Messenger RNA from Porites lobata, 16938 nucleotides. The record is from the annotation of a GenBank genome assembly. NCBI's taxonomy places the organism in Eukaryota, Metazoa, Cnidaria, Anthozoa, Scleractinia, Poritidae.